AUGGGAGGCGACCUCAACCUGAAAAAAUCAUGGCACCCAGUGCUCAUGAGCAACCAGAAGCGUGUCUGGGCCGAAGAAAACAAAGCCCUCGAGGAGCGCAAAAAGACCGACCAAGUCCUCAAGGAACGAGCCGAAGAACGACAGAUCCAGGAACUGGAGCGUUUGCAGGAGGCCGCUGGCGGACGGAAGAAGACUGAUCGUGUGGACUGGAUGUACAAUGGGCCUGGUUCUAGUGCUCCUGGUGUUGGCGGUGGUGUGAGCGAGGAGAUGGAAGGGUACCUGCUCGGAAAGAGGAGUCUGCAAGGCUUGGUAAAGAGGAGUGAGACGGAGGCGUUGAAGAAAGAUGGUGCUGGGGCUGAGCAGGCGGAGGGUGGUGGCUUCAUGGCACUAAAUUCGAAUGCUAAUUCCGCGAGGGACGUCAUGAGUAAAGUCUCGAAUGAUCCUAUGCUGGCUAUCAAGAAGCAGGAGCAGGCGGCUUAUGAGGCUAUGAUGAAGGAUCCGGCGAGGAGAAAGAUGUUAUUGGCUGCUGCAGGAAAGGAUGGGGAUGACGAUGAGGGAAGGAAGGGAGAGCGAGAACACAGGCAUCGGAGGCACAGGCAUAGGCAUAGAGAUGAUGAUGGGCACAAGAGUAAGAGGAGGAGGCAUAGUGAUGAAGAUAAGGAGAGGGGGACGAGGAGGCAUAGGUCACAUCGUGAGAGCAGACGAGCGCCGAGUGAGGACAGAUCACGGUCGAGAUCGCCGUAUGAGCGAAAAAGUCGAGACGACAUGAAGUACGAGUCGCGAAGAGAACGAGACUACAGUGCUCCACGGUCACGCAGUCCACCAAGACGAAGAAGCAAGUACGAAGACCGCGAUGAUCGUUCAAGCCGAAGGAAGUCAUACCCAAGUCCACGCCGUUCAGGUUCGUCCGACUCGCGAUCGGGCUCACCAUACCAACGCGACAAAGAAGACUCUCGCCGUAGUGAACGUCGUCGCUCGCCGUCAUACGAUCGCAGCAGCAGACGAAAGCCAUAUACAUCACCACCUGAGGACUCAAAGAAGGGUAACGACGACGAUGAUCGUGCUGCCAAGUUGGCAGCAAUGCAAUCGAAUGCCUCGGAACUGGAGACUGACCGCCAAGCACGACUGACGAAGCUCGCGGAGCAGGAGGGCAAGCAACGUGACGAAGACGAUAAGAAGAGAUCUGAUCGCGGACGCUUUGUGAGUGAUGUGAGGCGGACUGCCGAGAAUGUUGGACUAGAGAGGCGGCUAGGUGGUGGGAGAGGCGGUGCAAGGGAGGACUGA
Messenger RNA from Recurvomyces mirabilis, 1284 nucleotides. It is a transcript of the gene CWC25, whose product is annotated as RNA-splicing factor. The record is from RefSeq and is a predicted model, not a curated record. Bases 1 to 1284 code for a protein of 427 amino acids. Gene Ontology annotation, cellular component: U2-type spliceosomal complex. The transcript has a single exon. Lineage: Eukaryota; Fungi; Ascomycota; Dothideomycetes; Mycosphaerellales; Teratosphaeriaceae. Gene Ontology annotation, biological process: mRNA splicing, via spliceosome.